AUGGCAGCUAAGACUCCCGUGAAGCAUGAAAAUCGGGAUGCUCUCCUUGCCAGUCUACCCAAGCCAUACCCUGGCGACCUGCGUUCAGCAAUCAAGCAACGAGUCUCGAACCCCAGCAAUGGCAUUCCUCUCUUGGUGAUUCUGGACGAUGAUCCGACUGGAACGCAGACAUGUCAUGACAUUCAAGUAUUGAUGAGCUGGGACGUUGAGACUCUGAAGUCUAGCUUUACUUCCAGCGUAACGCAAAAUGUCGGAGGAUUCUUCAUACUCACUAAUUCCCGGGCUUUGCACGAACCGGAAGCUCGAGAAUUGAUCAAGGAGAUUUGCACGAACUUGAAGGCUGCUGGGAAUGCAGUCGACAAAGAUUUUGAGAUUGUGCUGAGGAGUGACUCUACACUGCGAGGACAUUUCCCACUCGAAGCGGAUGCGGCAUCCGAAGUCCUCGGGGAGGCCGAUAUCUGGCUGCUGGCUCCAUUUUUCCUUCAAGGCGGAAGGUAUACGAUCAAUGACUGUCAUUAUGUGGACGAGGAGGGAACGCUUGUACCGGCUAGCGAAACGCCUUUUGCAAAGGAUGCUACGUUCGGGUACAAGAAUUCUAAUCUCAAAGACUGGGUUGAAGAAAAGACGAACGGUGUUAUCAGCAGAGAUCGAGUGCAGAGCUUGAGUCUACAAGACAUUCGCACAGGAGGUCCUGAUAAAGUUGCACAGCUUCUGACUGGCUUCGCAAAAGGCAGCACUGUCAUCAUCAAUGCGGCGAGUGAGCAGGAUAUGGACGUUGUCGUUGCUGGACUACUGGACGCCAGCAAGUCAAGAAAGUUCUUAUACCGCAGCGGUGCAGCUCUGGUCUCCUCUCGUCUCGGAAUCGCACAAAUCCCACCCAAGACGUCAGCACAGCUCAAGCUUAAUCCUUCCGUCGGUGGUCUCGUUAUUGCAGGUUCAUACGUUCCGAAGACGACUGCUCAACUCAAGAUCCUUCGUGAGAAGAGCGGCGACAAACUCACGACAAUUGAGCUCCAGGUAGAGCAGCUACUGGAGUCGCCGGACACUGCCGACCGUAUCAUUGAGGAGGCGAAAGAACAAGCUGCGCAGGAGAUUGAGAAGGGUCAAGAUGUGCUGGUGAUGACUAGUCGGGGACUGAUCACUGGUAAGGAUGGAAAGGAGAGUCUCAACAUUGGAUCGACUGUUGCGAAAGCUUUGGUCUCGUUCUUGACGGGACUGCGAUCGAGGCCGAGAUACAUCAUUGCCAAAGGCGGCAUCACAUCAUCCGACAUGGCGACGAAGGGAUUGGGCAUGAAGAUCGCAACUGUGGUUGGCCAAGCGGCGCCUGGCGUACCGUUGUGGGAGUGCUCGGAGGAGAGCAGCAAGUGGAGCGGAAUACCGUAUAUCGUAUUCCCCGGAAACGUGGGCUCAGCCGAAGAAUUGUUCAACGUGGUCAAUGGCUGGAGGCCUUGA
Messenger RNA from Zymoseptoria tritici IPO323, 1452 nucleotides. RefSeq lists its product as uncharacterized. The coding region runs from base 1 to 1452 and encodes 483 amino acids. Lineage: Eukaryota; Fungi; Ascomycota; Dothideomycetes; Mycosphaerellales; Mycosphaerellaceae. The record is from RefSeq and is a predicted model, not a curated record. The transcript has 3 exons.